Molecule: messenger RNA, 4655 nt
Organism: Pangasianodon hypophthalmus (striped catfish)
Lineage: Eukaryota; Metazoa; Chordata; Actinopteri; Siluriformes; Pangasiidae
Gene: gpc3
Product: glypican 3
Exons: 8
Coding region: 644-2392 (582 amino acids)
Biological process (GO): regulation of protein localization to membrane; positive regulation of canonical Wnt signaling pathway; cell migration
Cellular component (GO): plasma membrane; extracellular region; cell surface
Source: RefSeq, a predicted model, not a curated record
UGUGAGUGAUCUUGAGUCAGAUUAUGCUUAAAGCUGAUAUAUUGUCUUGUUUUGUGAGUGAUCCUGAAUCAGAUUAUCAUGCUUAAAGCUGAUAUAUUGUCUUGUUUUGUGAGUGAUCUUGAGUCAGAUUAUGCUUAAAGCUGAUAUAUUGUCUCAUUUUGUGAGUGAUCCUGAGUCAGAUUAUUUAUAAUGCUUAAAUCUGAUGUAUUGUCUCGUUCUGUGAAUGAUCUUGAGCCGGAUUAUUUAUAAUACUUAAAGCUGAUAUAUUGUCUCGUUUUGUGAGAGAUCCAGAGUGCACACUGGAGGGCGAUAUUAUAGCACACAACAUGUGCGCGCCUCUGUGCAGAACUGGCAACCCUUCAGCUGUGGAUGCUGCCAAUGGAAGGAGAGUUUAUAAAAGAACACACUGCGAGCAUGAAGGCUGUUCAUAUCAAGCGCAGAUCUGCUGUUUAACUCGUAGGAUCCGUGCUGAUCUGGAGGAAGAGGAAGACUACCAGGAGAAUAGUUUGUGGGCUGCAGUGUCCUAACAAGAGGACGCUUACUACUAGAGUAGACCAUCAGAAUCAGGACGCGGCUCAUGCUGAGUGAUCGAAACAUCUACUUUUAUUAAGUGCAAUCUCUGGUUUAUUUUCUCUCAGUGGCCAUGAGCGGAGUGAACUUCCUCGGGUCGUGGGUUUUGUACGCUUUGUUUUUGCCGCUUUCUGAGCCGAGCGGUCAGCCCCUGAAGUGCCACGAAGUGCGCUCAUCCUUCCAGUUUCUGUACCCUGGCACCAAGUGGGCUCCGGACGCACCGGUCUCAGGCUCAGACCUGCAAGUGUGUCAGUCGAAAGGCCUCACUUGCUGCUCUCGCAAAAUGGAAGAGCGUUACCUCCUAACUGCUAAACAGAACUUGGAGUCGAAUUUGCAGGCCAGCAGCGCCCAGCUCAAACUCCUCAUCAUCCAGAAUGCGGCCCUCUUUCAAGAGGCCUUUGACAUGGUUUUGCGCUUGGGCCGUAACUCUACUCUCACCCUGCUGAGGGAGGAGUUCCCAGGCCUGGGUACUGGAGCCAAUGGUGCUGCCACUCAGCUCUUCCUGGAUAUGUCUCUCUACAUCCUUGGCUCUGAUGCCAACGUGGAUGACAUGGUGACCUCCUUCUUCUCACGCCUCUUUCCUCUUGCCUAUCGCCGCCUCUUGGGCAAUGGGGCAGCAGCACCAAUCUCAGAUGAGUGCAUGCACAAGAUGUGGCGUGAGGCAUCAGUAUUCGGCUCUUACCCUAAGCUAAUGAUGACGCGCCUCUCACGUUCACUGCUGGCCACGCGUCUCUUCCUUCAGGCGCUGAACCUGGGCAUCGAGGUGGUGAACACCACUCAGCACCUGAAGGCGGGACGGGAGUGUGGUCGGGCACUGCUCCGCCUGUGGUACUGCCCACUGUGCCAAGGGCUGCUGGAGGUGCGACCAUGCAAGGCAAUGUGCCUUGCAACCAUGGGCACCUGUCUUGGGGGGGCAGCUGAGGUACAGCCACACUGGAGGGCCUAUGUGGAGGGACUGGGCACAUUGGCAGCUGCCAUGAGAGGAGGGCAGGACAUUGAGGCAGUGGUGCUCAGGCUGCAUGUCAUCAUCCGGAUGGCUCUCAGACACAUUGUAGGGACCAAGAGCAGAGUGAAUGCACAGGUGAGCAGCAUGUGUUCACACACACCCCAGCGCAAGGCUCGUGCAGUGACAUCACCGGUGGAGCGGGCGCUAGUCAUUCAGCCCGUCAACUUUGAUCCAGAUGAGACUCUUUCUGGACAACGCAGAGAGUUUAUCCAGAGUCUGAGGGGCUUCAGUUUCUUCUACGCAAAUCUUGGGGAGACUCUGUGCAGCCGAGAGCCAGCGGCUCUCAACGGCUCCCUCUGCUGGAAUGGGCAGGAGAUGACAGACAAGUUUUCAAGUCCAGGGCCGAGGAAGAGCCACCCUCAUGGAUCAGACACCAAACACAAGCACCCCGAGCCUGUCGUCAGCCAGAUCAUUGACAAACUCAAACACAUCAACCAGCUGUUAAGGAUGGUGACGUCACCGGAGAAGCGAUGGAGGGCUCGCCCAGGAGGCGGCGCUGCACGAAGAGAUCCAGACCAACUGAACCAAGCGGUGGAGGAUGAGGAAGGUCUAGAAAGUGGCGAUUGUGAUGAUGAAGACGAAUGCACUGGAGUUUCAGGACUCGGUCCACCCACACGACGCAAACGUUUACGUAUUUUUGCUGAUCUGGCAGAUAAUUUGGCAAUGGAUGACUUGACCUUUCACGAGUUGCUCCUGACCCCGAGGCUUGCCACAGACACACAUGGCGGAGCGUCUGUACCCGGAGCAGCAGACGGCCUGUAUGUCCCUCGUGUCUUCCUUCUGUUCGUCAUCCUCCUUCUCUUUGGAUUUCAGUGAACCCUCCAAUCUGUUUUACACAGACUCCACUCCAGACUCCCUCUUCAUCAACUCCUGACUGUCCUUUAAACUGGCCAGUGAAUUUGAAAGGACACCGCAGUUGACCCUUUGUAUAUACAGUGAAAGAUGAUCUAGACUGAGGAAAGAAGACUCUUUCUCCCUUUAUGUGUGCUAUCUCUGCUUUUACUUAAUGAACGUCUGUUUUUUUGUACUUCUACAAGGACCUGUUCAGUUGCCAAACCAUUAAAGAUGUACUCUCAGAGCAUGAUAAAUACGACACAUAUCCUAACUGUAUCCCUUUGUGCUUUUAUCCCAUAUUACAGUCAUCUGUUUUACAUGGGAAAUUAUUUGCUCUCUGGUGUUUUACACAUGGCUUUACACAAAGAACAGAGCUUCCUGUAUGUAAAGGACCUACCCCCUUUUUUUUUUCUAGAGGCCAUGCUUUUGUAAUUUAUUGGACUUUCUAGAGGAGGAAGACUGUGACUAAUAGGGUCUGGGGAAAUGUAGUGCUUCUCUAGUGGACAUGGGGUCUGUCUGAUUCCUGGACACUCAAACACACACACACACACCACGUUGCAUCCUAAUUCUGCCACUCAUUUCCUCUGCAGUAAAUGAUCCUUGCAGGAGAUCAAGGGAUUGGUAUGUCGUUGUGAAACCUUCUCACUGCAGGGUGACACCAGCUGAAUUUUAUUUGGAGAGAUAACAGUUUAUUACAAUGGUAACUUUCCCUUUUAGAGUCAUGCUACCUUUUCUUCCAUCUGUCUCUCUCUCUUUGCUUUUUCUCUCAUUGGAGAUAUAUAUUUCUCUCUUUCUCUUUCUCUGUAUCCUUGUCUGUCUCUCUGACUCUCGCAGUGACAGGCCAUGUCAUAUUUAGGUGUGUACUGGAGGUGGAUGAUUAAAGAUAUGGCCUACGUGAACACCCAUAAAUGUCCUCCUCUCAUCUUUGCCUUGAUUUACAAGUUGCCAAGACAAUGGCAUCCAAGAAAGGAGGCUCUGUGUUGAUGGCUCAAGUGUUUGACCCUGUUUUUCUUUGUUUCUAAAAUUGGCACACAAAGGUAUAAUCCUGUUACUUGAGACCAAUGUAAUAAUUCACUGUACGAUUAUAGGACAUAUUUACAAUAAAGUACUGUAAUAUAUUUACAGGUAAUUAAAUUUUUACAGUAUAUCACUGUAUGUUUUCGGUAAUGUACUGUAAAUUUUAAAGAAAAUAUAAUCCACUUGCUUUCCAUUUACUCAUUUUGCUCACGCUUUUUUGAAAGUUAUAUGAAACUUAAAAUUGAAGCAGGAUAAUAACUGAGCAGUUGAAGGUUAAGGGUCAACCAUGGCAGUUUGGCAGUGCUGGGAUCUGAAUUUACGACUUUCUGAUCUGUAGCUCUAAGGCUUAACUACCACUUCCCUCAACUAGCUCGCACUGAUUCAACCACUUCUACCAUUGAAUUAACUCACACUAAAAGAAGAAAGUUUGUGCUUUACAACCUGAAGUUUUUACUAGCUUAUAAACUUACAUCAGAGCGGGUAUGAGCUUACCUAAUAGAGUUCAGCACAGAAUAAGAUCCAGUAAUUUUCAGAUGUGGACACAACAAGAAUCUUUACUAAAACAUUAAAUAUUCCACUAUGCAUUGCAUUUCCUGGUAUUUUACUGUUAACAAAUGCACUGCUCUAAUUGCCCAAUCAUUUACAGUGCAAUUCUGUAAAAUAAUAAAACAGUAUUUUGCUGUAAAAUAAAUACUGUAAAUGUACAGUAAUUUUUUUACAGUGUAGAGUAAUAAAGAUUCUCAUAUAUGUUUUUGUAAAUUAUGGAAAGGGUUUCAUAUUUUGAGCUAUGUCUGAUGAAGCGUAGUCAUAUGUUGCCCAGACAUAUAGCAGACUUGGAGCAUCUGAAAGCAAUAGGCAUGUAAGUUCAAGUAAACAAUCAAGGACUCACGAAUGAAAUCACAUCUAAAAUCCAGUGGGUAUUAGAUUAGUUAUUACACACUGGCCUGUAGUGAAUUAUGUUAAGAAUUCCUGUAAUUAAACACCAAAUUCCCUCAUUCCUGUUUAUAUUACAGCUGAUUGAGUAGUGGAGGAGUGUCUGAGGCCAUUUGGCAGGUCUGAGCCGUGGAGCACUCGCGAAGACCUUCUCUCACACCAGUUACCCAGUUCAACAUUCAGUGACGAGUUCUUCUUGUAUUUGUAGCACGUCUCCUUGGUUGACCAGUAUUUGUGAUUUGUGGAAGCCAAUAUGGAUACUUUUUGGAGUAUUUGGUAACAGAGUGUGUCACAU